CACUGACUGGACAGGUUUAAUGUGGGCCUUUCGUCGUGAAGUGAACCAGGCGAUGCAGACAUCCUCGUGCGAAACGAGAGGACGAUCAGCCAAACUCAUAUAGUCGCCACUUCAAACGCGGAACUCCAUUCGUUUAAAGGUGAAUCAUGACAGAAUAUAAGCUGGUUGUGGUGGGAGCUGGUGGCGUUGGCAAGAGCGCACUUACCAUUCAGCUCAUCCAGAAUCACUUUGUGGAUGAAUAUGACCCCACCAUUGAGGACUCGUACAGAAAGCAAGUAGUGAUUGACGGAGAGACGUGUCUGCUGGACAUCCUGGACACUGCAGGUCAGGAGGAGUACAGUGCUAUGAGAGAUCAAUACAUGAGGACAGGGGAGGGUUUCCUCUGCGUCUUUGCUAUCAACAACACCAAGUCCUUUGAGGACAUUCACCACUAUAGAGAACAGAUAAAGCGAGUGAAAGACUCUGAAGAUGUCCCCAUGGUGCUGGUGGGCAACAAGUGUGACCUCCCGUCCCGGACUGUGGACACCAAGCAGGCUCAGGAUUUAGCACGGAGCUAUGGCAUUCCCUUCAUUGAGACCUCAGCCAAAACCAGACAGAGAGUGGAAGAUGCCUUUUACACUCUGGUACGAGAGAUCAGGCAGUACCGCGUCAAUAAGCUCAGCAAGGAAGAAAAGACCCCACGCUGUGUCAAGCUUAAAAAGUGUGUUGUGAUGUGAAUGGGGGAGUCGACGAUGCCUUUUACACGUUAGUACGAGAAAUCCGCAAGCAUAAGGAGAAGAUGAGCAAGGAGGGCAAAAAGAGGAAAAAGAAGUCCAAGACAAAGUGCACACUCAUGUGAAUAAUCAUUCAUUUCCCAGACAGACUACAAAAAGAAAACUAUGGUGAACAGAAACAGUAAUACAUUUUGUACAUCACACUAAAUUAUUAGCCUCUUUCACAAUACCCACUGUAACCAAUACUAAAGCUGACCCACUUAUUCUGCCUUCCUAUUCUUUGCUACUUGGACACCAAUAAGCUUUUGUUUCCUGUUAAGUGCCAGUUGCUCACAUGGAUUGGUUUGAUUUUACUAGGUGAUGUUGGUUUACUUUUCUGUUGCACUCAAUUUCUUCCCCCAGCUGUUGUUAAACGGAAUCACUGCACAUGCCUGUCAACCUUUUCCAUGAUUACAUAGUCCUUUGGCGAAAGGUUAUGGCAUGCCAAAGAACAACUAUUUAUCCCUCAAAUGUGCUAAUGUCACUGAUACAGUAUGAAAUAAUUUACUAGUCUUCAAAUGUUCUAACAACUUUAGUUUUGUUUUUGUCUUGUGCAGUUACUGCUCUUCGCCUACCUAUAUUUUUUUUUUUUUUUGCAUGUGUGCAGAUUGUCUCAGAGGAGAUGCAUUUAGCAAACUGUCUGGUUGAUGCGGUGGGCAGCAAUAAAUGCACACCCAAGUCAAUAUGCAUCUACUUGAUCAAGUCUUCAUUAAUCUUGGCAUUCUUUGUACAUGACCAAUUAUACAAUAUUUGCUUUGUUUGCUUCAUUUCACUCGUCCACAAAGGUAACAUCUUAUUUCAAAUGUGCUGUUUUUGUUUAUACUGUACUUCCAACAUCUGUUUGUAGGCUGUUUUUCUUCCCUUAACCUGUUAAUCUUUUGUAACAAGCAGUCCAAAAGGCAGAGGUUACUAAUGUGUAGGGCCACAUUUAUAAACAUGGACCCUCAUUGACUUUAGGUAAAAUUAGUUCUGCGGUCUCCAGUGUACCCCCUUUCCAGAUCGAAAUAAGCAACAUUAAGUUACCAGACAGCAUUCUGGUUGCAACGGGGAGCAUGAUGUACCUUUCUUAGCUGCUAUUUGUUUAAGGAGUCUCCAAAUGAAUUUGUUUUCUUUCUUUUUAAGGGUUCAAUCCCCUGAAGUGUUAGAAUGAUCUCAGACCGCCAGACAGAAAUCAUCCAGUAGACUUAAUUGUUUACUUUCUGUGACAAAAUUGUUGUCUUGAUGUAAUUGAUGCUUGUAAAUGAGGCACAAAUUGCCAUAAAAGUUCCCUGCCCAUGUCCUGGGGAAUGUUUAAAAUUAAAAAAAAAAAGUCCAAGCUUC
Molecule: messenger RNA, 2072 nt
Organism: Syngnathoides biaculeatus (alligator pipefish)
Lineage: Eukaryota; Metazoa; Chordata; Actinopteri; Syngnathiformes; Syngnathidae
Gene: kras
Product: v-Ki-ras2 Kirsten rat sarcoma viral oncogene homolog
Exons: 6
Coding region: 147-716 (189 amino acids)
Biological process (GO): Ras protein signal transduction
Cellular component (GO): plasma membrane
Molecular function (GO): GDP binding; GTP binding; GTPase activity
Source: RefSeq, a predicted model, not a curated record